AUGUGUGGAGGUGGUGUUGCCACUCCAUCAGACGCUUUAGACAUGCUUCAAUUCACAGCAGAGGAGAUUCGUGCCAUCACCACAAUUGCGAAACCAUCCAAGACUGAUGUGACGGCACACGCAUACACCGUGGAUGCUAUUCGCCACGCAGUUUACAAUGAUAUCCAGGGAAUAGAGCAUGGGAAUUUCAUUGAGGAAACUGCUACUUACGGCAAAGAGAAAGGCGUAACUUUUACUCCAAUACUGGCCACCUACCAAGGGAUAACACAGGCCCAAUUUGACCAAUUCCUCGACGAAUUUGGUCAGAAAAAGAACCUCGAGGUCCUAGCAAGUGGGCUGGGUGCAUUGAAAAUCCUACAAAAGGCUGGAGCAAUCAUCUGCUUUGGGUCGGACUUUCUAGGUGGACUAUAUCCUCUCUAG
Messenger RNA from Penicillium expansum, 420 nucleotides. RefSeq lists its product as uncharacterized. The record is from RefSeq and is a predicted model, not a curated record. The coding region runs from base 1 to 420 and encodes 139 amino acids. NCBI's taxonomy places the organism in Eukaryota, Fungi, Ascomycota, Eurotiomycetes, Eurotiales, Aspergillaceae. The transcript has a single exon.